Messenger RNA from Sodiomyces alkalinus F11, 5172 nucleotides. Its product is annotated as WSC-domain-containing protein. Gene Ontology annotation, molecular function: protein binding. The transcript has 2 exons. The record is from RefSeq and is a predicted model, not a curated record. NCBI's taxonomy places the organism in Eukaryota, Fungi, Ascomycota, Sordariomycetes, Glomerellales, Plectosphaerellaceae. The coding region runs from base 243 to 4955 and encodes 1570 amino acids. Gene Ontology annotation, cellular component: plasma membrane.
AAUACCUAUCUACUGCCAAACGGGGAUAAGGGAACUCCGGAUAGUGGAUGCGCCACCCGCCAUAGGAAAACCGCGGCUCGGGCUCUCCCGUUUAAUAUUACCAAGUACCGUAUUAUUAUUUGACAAUCCCCUCCCUCCAACCCCAAGGGGGUUCCUCUGAACGUCCUUCAUCCCACCUUUCGACAUUCGUUACUAUUUUCGCCCAUCCCGUCGUGGUCUCUUGUCGGCUCGGGCUCGCCAUCAUGAACCUGAUCGCGUGGUUGAUGCUGUCUGUCGUCGGCUUGGCCAAUGGCCUCGCCGACACGGACACCAUCACCUGGGGAGGCGACAACUCCCGUGCUGGUUAUCAGACGAACCACAACUUGGACCCAGCCAUCGUUCGGAGCUCCCAGUUCGAUCGUCUUUUCGUCACCGAGCUUCCCGGCCGCUACGGCGGUUCUCCCGAGCAGAUCUUCUCUCAGCCACUCGUUUACACCCCUGAUGAUACACAGUUUGUUUAUCUUGCGACCACCCAAAAUAAUAUUUACAAGCUCGACGCUCUGACCGGCGAAAUCAUCGCCUCGCGAAACCUCCACAUUCCUUUCUUGACCCAAGAUCUCAGCGGAUGUCUCGACAUCAACCCACACAUCGGUAUCGUCGGUACCGGCGUCAUCGACCCCGAAACCGAUACCUGGUAUUUCCUCGCAAAAACCUACGAGGACCAAACCCAACUCAACGUCGCCCAGGGACGUCCCGCCGGCCGUCAUUACUUCCAUGCCAUCGACGUCAACGACCUCAGCGAGCGCCCCAACUUCCCCGUUCCUCUCGAAGGCAUCACUGCCAGGAACAACCCUCUACGCUCUUUCAAUGGCGGUAUCCACCUCCAACGCCCCGCCCUGCUCCACGUCGGCGACUGGAUCUACGCCGGCCUCGGCUCCCACUGCGUUCAGUACAACUUCACCGGUUGGAUCAUGGGCUGGCACAAGGAAACCGGCGAGCUGGUCGAGCACUUCGCCACCCAGGGCGACGGCGUUCUCGACGAAGGCGCCGGCAUUUGGAUGGCCGGCGGCGGCCUGGCCUACGACGGCGCCGGCUCCAUCUUCUUCGCGACCGGAAACGGCUAUGCUUCGCAGCUGCACGACAUCCCCGUGAACGGCCGCAACCCUCCGACCGCCCUGGAACAGGCCGUCGUGCACAUGACCGUCCAGGAUGACGGAAGCCUGGACCUUGUUGAUUUCUUCAUGCCGCACGAGAAGCGGCAGCUGGACGGCGCCGACCAGGACGUGGGCUCUAGCCCCUUGCAAAUCCUCCCGGACGAGUUUUCUUGCGGCGACAUCAGGCGCAUCGGUGUCGUUACCGGAAAGAGCGGGAAGACCUGGUGGGUCAAUCUCGACCAUCUCGGCGGCUAUCGCAAUGGAGGCGUCGGCUUGGACGACGUUAUUCAGAUCUACCAGCACGAGAACUCGGUCUACGCCGGUGCCGGCGUCUACCCCGGAGAGGGAGGCUAUCUGUACAUCAAUGGUAUGUCAAGGAUUCGCAUUCACGGCAUUCGAUGCAAAAAAGAAAAGAAAAAAAAAGAAACAAAAGAACAAAAGAAAAAAACAAAAAGAAAAAGAAAAAGAAUCGCUCCAGUAACCACACCUUUUUUUGCUCACCUCACUUGUGCCACAGUCGUCCAGUACCCGACCGUCGUCUUCCGCUUCUCUUGCAACAACGGCGUGCCUUCUUUCACCAAGGUUGCCGAAGCCCCCGAAUCCAACUCGUACACUCUCGGUGUCAGCCACGGCACCGUCACUUCGCUCAAUGGCCAGCCUGGCACCGGCCUUCUCUGGCUCACCGAUGUGCAGAACCCUCCCGGCCAGCUGCGAAUCUAUGAUGCCGUGCCGAAUGAUGGUGAGCUCACCCUGGUGAGGAAGUGGGAGAUCGGCGCUACCACCAAGUUCACCCGUGCCGUCUUUGGCGACGGCAUCAUGUACAUGGGCGGCACCACCGGCCGCUUCCACGCUUUCGGUGCGCCUGUCAAGUCGCCUCUGAACUGCACGACGCCCUACGACUUUGGCACCGUCGGCAUCGAAAUCACCGGUGAAACCCACACACUCUCUUGCGUCGCUUUAAUCGAUGUCGAGGUCAACGCCAUUACGCUGAGCGACGACACCGAUUACAGCGUCUCGGACCUCCCCGCCCUUCCCCUGACGCUGUCCGAGGGCGAAUCCUUCCAGCUCAGCGCCGCUUUCGCGCCCACCGAGAUUGGCCUCCUGUCUACCGACAUCGCUGUCGAGACCGAUAACAGCGUCGACGGCUUCAGGACUACCACCUCCAUCAGGCUGUCCGGCACUGGUGAGAGCGAAAGUCCGAGCUUGUCCAUCAGCUCCCGAACCAUCAGGUUCGAGAACGUCAUUGCCGGCAACGCCUCGGUGGCGCCCAACAACCUCGUCUUCCGCAACCAGGGGAACUCCCCACUGACCGUGACCGAGAUCCAAUAUGCCGAUUCCAUCAACGGCACCUUCCAGACCUUGGACCCGACGAGCGGCGAUCUGACCAUUGGGCCCUUCACCAUCACCGAUCUGCCCUCGACCAUCGCCGGCAACUCGGGCUCCACCGUCUACGUCCACUUUGAUCCUGCCAACCCCGGUAACUACAGCGGCCACGUCAAGAUCUCUUCCGACGGAGGCGACGGCGAGUUCACCAUUUCCGGAUGGGCCGGCCCUGCCCCCGUCGCCGUUAUCGAGUUCCAGACCGUAGACGCAUCCGGCUGGGUCCCUUACGUGACGGGCCAGAACUUCACUUUCGGCAACGUCACGGAGAACAGCUUGAGGAGCCUGCGCAUGCGCCUGACCAACGCCGCUCCCGAGGGCGGCAUUCGCCUCAUGGUCUCCGUCUCCAAGCCUCCCUUUGGCGCCUCCGGCAUCAUCCGCGCGAAUAACCAGGUCGACUUGGGCGAGGGCACGGCUAUCGCCCCCGGCCAGAGCGCCUCGGCCGUCCUCUACUGUGCCGUCCCCAAGAGGCAGUGGAACAUGGAACCCUACGACGGCCACGCGACGUGGUCCAUGAACACGAACGACCCCAAUUUCAACUACCACGUCAUUGACUUUGCCUGCAACGCUGUUUCGCAGCAGGCGCCUCCGCUCCUCGCCAACGGCCUGGGCCGCUACCAGUAUGUCGGCUGCUACAAGGAGAACAACCCCGGCCGCCAGCUUGCUACCCAGCUCUACGGCGACGACCAGAACACGGUGGCCAUGUGCAUUGACGCUUGCGCGCAGGCGGGCCAUACCUACUGCGGUAUGCAGUACCACCGUGAAUGCUGGGCCGGUCCCACGAUCCCCACGGAGCGGGUUGCCGAUGUCCACUGCAACUACGACUGCUCGGGUGACAUCAACCAAAUCUGCGGAGGUAACGGUGUUAACGAACUCUCUGGCGGCUCCUUCAUCUCCCUCUUCGCCGAUACUCUCGACGACGAUGGCGAGGGAACGAUCCCGGAAGUCCCCGAGCCGACUGACCCUACUGACCCUACGGACCCGACCGAUCCCGAGCCCACCGAUCCCAAUGACCCGCCCGGACCCGAAGUCAACCCUGGUGUGAACGGCUACGUCAGCAUCGGCUGCCACACCGAGCCUCCUGGCGCCCGAGCACUGCCCUACUUCCACAUCACGGAAGCGCAGACCGUGGCCAUGUGCAUUGCGGCCUGCUCCGGCAACGACUACGUAUUUGCCGGUGUUGAGUAUGGCGGCGAGUGCUGGUGCGCAAACGAGAUGCACCAGCAGUCUCUUCUCGCACCCGAUGAAGAGUGCGGCAUGACCUGUAACGGUAACCGGACCGAGUACUGCGGUGGCUCCGAACGUCUCAACGUCUACGAACGGGUGUCAGAAGGCUCCGUCCCCGUCUCUCCUCCGUCCAGCAGUGACUGGCUGGCCAGCUCGAGCAUCCCCGUGCCGACUUCAGAAGCUGCUCCAACCAGCAGCGACUCGGUCAGCGAGACGACUUCGACGACGACCACCACCACGUCAUCGGAGGCCGCGACCCCCACGCAGCACAAGAGAGAGCGGGUCGGCAGCUGGGUAUUCGAGGGAUGCUACACCGAAGGCGACGGCAUCCGCGCCCUGACCACCCGCAUGUUCGCUGACGACGACAUGACCCUGGAGGCCUGCGCCGAAUUCUGCCAGGGCACCUUGUACUUCGGCGCCGAGUACGGUCGCGAGUGUUACUGCGGCGACACCCUCAACGGCGGCAGCUCCCUGGCCGAAAACCAGGACGACUGCCACUUCCCGUGCGCUGGCGACGCCACCCAGUUCUGCGGCGCCGGGAACCGGCUUGAGCUGUACCGCCUUGACAGCGCUGAGAGUAGCACGACUGCCGCUGCGUCGGUCGAGCCUAGCAGCACUACUGAGUCGCAAAACCCGGCGGUGACGGACGGUCCCGCGGCGUCGAGCGACGUUGCAGUGUCGAGUGCUCCCGCAACAUCAAGUUCUUCUUCUCUCGUGUCGAGUGCCCCCGUGACGUCAAGCGCUCCUGCGGUGCCAAGCUCCCCUGCGGUGUCGAGCGCCCCUUCAGUAUCGAGUGCUCCCGCCUCGUCAAGCGCUCCCCCAUCACCGACCACCUCUUCCACCUCGACCGCGCCCGCAUCGCCGACCCCCCACCCAGGUAACGACGACUGGGUCUACCUCGGCUGCUACUCCGAGCCGGAUCCCGGCCGUCUCCUACCUCACCAGGUCCUCAACGACGGCGACGACAUGUCCAUCGACGUCUGUCUGGAAGAGUGCGACGGCUACAACUACGGCGGUGUCGAGUACGGCAGGGAGUGCUGGUGCGGCAACGAGCUGGGCCUCGCUGGCGACUCGCCAUCGGCCCGGCAGGGCGCGGAAGUGGACGAUGAGGAGUGCAGUUUCCUGUGCCCGGGCGACGCGUCUUCUUUCUGCGGAGCCGGGGUGCGGAUGAGUCUGUAUGUCCUGCGGUCGAUCGCCGAGAGUGAAGCGCCAUAAGGGGAUGAUGUAUGAUGGACGGGUGAGAUUCCUGGCCGACAGGAGGGUCGAUGUAUAUCUUUUAGUAUGUUUGCAUAUUUCGGGAAAUGGGUUCACCAAUUGUGUUAGUACGGAAGUGGUUUUCAUAUACAACUCCCAGCCCAUUAUGAUAGGGGCUUCGGCAUAUAGAGAAGUCAUUUACAUAGCCUACACCUAAUGACAGUUUUCUUUGGUUCAA